AUGAGCGCCAUUUUGUCUGCGGACGACCUGAACGAUUUCAUUUCUCCAGGCGUGGCAUGCAUCAAGCCCGUGGAAAGCCUUCCGCAAAAGAGCACCAAAAAUGAGAACCCAUACGAAGUAACAACUGAGGACAAAGUCGAGCCCGAAAACCUACCUCCUGCGCAAAUAUCUUUGACCGACUGUCUUGCCUGUUCUGGAUGUGUCACAUCAGCAGAAGCGGUCUUAAUUUCCCUCCAGUCGCAUACCGAAGUCUUGAACACCCUCGACGCAUCUCCGGAGAUCCCAUUAAUAAACUCGGCGCAGGGUACAGUUCUAAGAGAUCCAAACGAAGUACCCGGCGGGAAGGUCUUUGUGGCCAGUGUAAGCCCGCAAGUGAGGGCAAGCCUGGCCGCUACAUACGGAAUAUCGGAGAAACAUGCAGGGUACAUGAUUGAUCAGUUCUUGCGCGGGCCGAAUGGGUUGCGCAGCGGUGGCCAGCAUCGAAAUGGCUUUACUUGGGUCGUUGAUACCAAUGUCAUGCGCGAGGCUGUCUUAGUUCUCACUGCCGAUGAAGUUUCCGAAUCUCUUGCUUCAGAUGGUGCCACUACGAGCAGCGGCGGUCCGAAUGAGAUACCCAAGCGGCCAAUUCUAUCAUCCGCAUGCCCUGGAUGGAUAUGCUAUGCAGAGAAGACUCAUCCGUUUGUCCUGCCGCAUCUUUCUCGCCUUAAGUCCCCUCAGGCUUUAUCGGGGACAUUUUUGAAGACUGUCUUGAGCAAAUCGCUUGGGAUCCCACCUUCACAGAUCUGGCACUUGGCCGUCAUGCCAUGUUUUGACAAGAAGCUCGAGGCAAGCCGCGAGGAGCUGACAGAUAUCGCUUGGCGAGAGCGAGAUGUCUCCAACGGCACAGAAAAAAUUCAAACUGUGCGCGACGUGGACUGUUUACCCCUUCAGCCACUAGAUUCAACCUAUAAUCCUUCGUUCCCACAUCAAACUCUCGACUCCUUCAUCUCUUUCAAGCAAUCCCCGGCCGAACAGUCUCUCGCAACAGGAACAUCCGGCGGAUACCUCCACCACGUGCUCAUGACCUUUCAAGCCCGAAACCCCGGAAGCGAGAUCAUCACCAACAGAGGCCGCAAUUCCGAUGUCGUUGAGUACAUCCUCAUGUCCAAGGAAGGCCAGCAGAUCCUCAAGGCAGCCCGAUACUACGGUUUCCGGAACAUCCAGAACCUAGUCCGGAAGCUGAAGCCCGCUCGAACUUCCCGCAUGCCCGGCGCAAAGCCCGCGGUCAGCAGACGGCCAGUCGCAUCUCGUAAUGCAGCAUCGGGCGGCACGGGAUCCGAUUACGCGUACGUGGAGGUCAUGGCAUGCCCAGGCGGCUGCACCAACGGUGGAGGCCAGAUCCGGAUCGAAGACGCGAGGGUUAUCGCUAGCUCGUCGCUGCCAGCAGAUUUGACCGUCCCGUCUGAAUCCUCGAAGCCGUCUCCUCAUGAACAGAGGGCGUGGCUUGCGCGGGUGGAUGAGGCGUACUUUUCGAUGGAAUCUGAUUCGGAGCCUGAGUCUGAGGCUUCGCUCAAGCUUCCCUCUGUGGAGAACAAAGAAGCUCGUAUCCAGGACGGUCUGCGCAACUGGUCUCAGUUUACGGGUAUCCCUCUGGCUAAGUUGGUGUACACCACGUAUCGCAAGGUCGAAAGCGAUGUGGGGAAAGAUCCUAGUGCGGAUGUUGAUACGACGCGGGUGGUGGAACUCGCUGGGAAGAUCGGUGGUGGAUGGUGA
This is a messenger RNA of Penicillium chermesinum, 1752 nucleotides long. It is a transcript of the gene nar1, whose product is annotated as iron-sulfur cluster assembly protein NAR1. Gene Ontology annotation, biological process: iron-sulfur cluster assembly. The transcript has 3 exons. NCBI's taxonomy places the organism in Eukaryota, Fungi, Ascomycota, Eurotiomycetes, Eurotiales, Aspergillaceae. Gene Ontology annotation, molecular function: 4 iron, 4 sulfur cluster binding. The coding region runs from base 1 to 1752 and encodes 583 amino acids. The record is from RefSeq and is a predicted model, not a curated record. Gene Ontology annotation, cellular component: cytosolic [4Fe-4S] assembly targeting complex.